Ostertagia ostertagi is the source of this 618-nucleotide messenger RNA. The record is from the annotation of a GenBank genome assembly. Lineage: Eukaryota; Metazoa; Nematoda; Chromadorea; Rhabditida; Trichostrongylidae.
AUGGAUCUUGGCGGCACUUCGGAUCCAUAUGUGAAACUAUUUCUUCUUCCGGACAAAAAGAAGAAGUUCCAGACUAAAGUUCAGCGUAAAUCGCUCAAUCCUGUCUUCAAUGAGAGUUUCACCUUCAAGAUUCCCUACAAUGAAAUCGGCGGCCAAACACUGGUUUUGAACGUUUUCGACUUUGAUCGAUUUGGAAAACACGAUCAGAUUGGUCAAAUUUCCAUCCCGCUCGGGAAAAUCGAUCUCGCCACAACUAUCGAGAAAACUGUUCCUAUAGAAAGUCCUCCAGAAAAUCGACUAGGAGAAGUUUGUCUAGCGUUGCGCUAUGUGCCCAACAAGAACAAGCUUUCCGUUGUCGUCAUGGAAUGCAAAAACCUCAAGAAAAUGGACGUGCUGGGACUGUCUGAUCCCUACGUGAAGAUCUAUUUGAUGUUACAAAAUAAGCGAUUGGAAAAGAAAAAGACGACAAUUAAGAUGAAAACACUGAAUCCUUAUUACAAUGAAUCAUUCAGUUUUGAUGUGACACCGGAAAAAAUGCAGCAGUGGACGGACAUGCUGGCGACGCCGAGACGGUCUGUGGCCCAAUGGCACACCUUGAUGCCAUUUAACGACGAUUAA